UUUGCACAUAUUUCCUAUCUCCUCCCUUCCGGCUUUUAAUUCCACGUUUUUCCGAGCACUGAGGAACGUAGACUACAUUAUUAUUCUCGAAUGGUGGUUUACCGUAACGUGAUCUUUUUCUAUGUGGUCACACUUUUCCGAGCACAGAGGAACGUAGUCUAUAUUGACCUUCGUUAUUCUCGAAUGGUAGUUUACCGUAACGUGAUCUUUUUCUAUUUGGUCACACUUUUCCGAGCACAAAGGAACGUAGUCUAUAUUGACCUUCGUUAUUCUCGAAUGGUGGUUUACCGUAACGUGAUCUUUUUCUAUGUGGUCACACUUUUCCGAGCACAGAGAAUCGUGGUUUGCCGUAUCAUGAUCUUCCGGUAUUUGGUCACUCUGACUGUUCAACCACAAACCAGAAUAAUCACGUCACAAAACGAGAGGAAAUUUGUGACAAAAAUAGAUCUCUAAAAGAACCAUCAUCUGUACUUAUCUCAAGACAAGUGAUUCUUCAUUUCACUGUGAACUAACAGAGAACUGAAAGACUGUCAGCUGCUGUCGUCGUGUAGUUCGAACACUUCUUGAAUGGGAAUAAAACAAAGUUCUACGACUAAGUUGUUGUGUAGCAAAGACAAAGACAACGAAGCCGUCAAGCCAACUCCAGAGGAGGCAAAGACAUGGGAAACAGACUUCUCUGCUCUACUCCAUAAUAAAUACGGCAUUAAUAUUUUUCAAGAAUUUCUUCGAACACAAUACGGAGACGAAAAUUUAAAUUUCUGGAUUGCUGUGGAAGAGUAUCGCAAUAUUAGCGAUGUAAAUACAAGGAAUGAAAUGGCUCGCAUGAUUUAUGAAGACUACGUGUCAACACUUUCUCCAACUGAGAUAAGCCUGGAUGCGAAGAUUCGAGCGGCAGUCGACAAGCAAAUGUCAAGCCCAGAUGAAAACACCUUUCGUCCUGCACAACAACAUAUUUAUAACCUUAUGUACAGAGACUGUUUCCCAAGAUUUGUUAAAUCAAAGACGUACCAACAACUCACCGAGAGUUAAGGACAUACAAUAAAUAAUCUAUAAAUAACUUUCUUUAUAUUCUAAACUAAAGAAAAAACUGGGCGCAUGAGAAUGGUUGGAGUUUCUAAGUCUUCUCAUUCCAGUUUUUUUUUAUUACAGAAAAAAGACUUUUUUGUAUGUUCGUUAUGUGAACGCUAAGCGUAAGUUAAUGAAAAGUUAAGCCUGGCGCUUAAUAGCGACGCAAGCCGACGCAAGCAUAAGCACAAGCGCAAGCCAA
Molecule: messenger RNA, 1267 nt
Organism: Actinia tenebrosa (Australian red waratah sea anemone)
Lineage: Eukaryota; Metazoa; Cnidaria; Anthozoa; Actiniaria; Actiniidae
Product: regulator of G protein signaling 19
Source: RefSeq, a predicted model, not a curated record